This is a messenger RNA of Nannospalax galili (Upper Galilee mountains blind mole rat), 3920 nucleotides long. Its product is annotated as cytochrome b561 domain-containing protein 1. The transcript is spliced from 3 exons. Bases 556 to 1398 code for a protein of 280 amino acids. Gene Ontology annotation, molecular function: transmembrane monodehydroascorbate reductase activity. Lineage: Eukaryota; Metazoa; Chordata; Mammalia; Rodentia; Spalacidae. The record is from RefSeq and is a predicted model, not a curated record.
GGCCUGUUGGUUUGUCCUGAAGGACUGUGUAAUGCUUCUCUCAGGCAGCCGUCCCUUGGCUGGACCACAGCUCUUUGGAGGUGGUUGGGAUGCAGAACUUGGGGUUGUGGGAGGCCCUGGUUCCUCAGGAUUAUAUUUUUCCUCAAGGCUGCACAACUGUUGUGGCAGCAAGGGCUCAGGGUGCCCUAGAUCUUCGGAGUAUCUCACUAGGGACAACAACACAAAUAGAGAUGAGAUUGGUGGCUACUACAUCUUUUGGUCCUCAUACCUGGAUUCACCAGGUAGAGGUUACUAUGUUUUGGCUUUGUCUUUUCGUUUUAUUUUUCAUGUUUAGGCAGGGAGGUCUUGUUUCAUGAACAAGCCAGAAGAGAUGUCAGGAGAGUGGGCAGGGGGGUGGAAAUACUGUAUUUUUGGAAAGCUGCUCAAAACACUGGUUUCACGCUCUUGUAUCAGGGAACCAAGUGUGUGAUUUGUGGUGUCAAUGAAAUCAAUUACUACCGAUGUAAUUUUCGCAGGCUGCUUGAGAUAGAUACCCUUGUAGACACAAAGAUCCAAAUGAAGGUGGGUUGUGGAGCCUGUCCCUUCGGUGCAGGUUUCCGGGAGCCGCCCCAUGGGGCUGAGGCGCUUCCCCCCCAGUCUACAGAGGGCGCUGUGGGCGCCUCGGCCACACAGCCCGCAGCAUCCCGGGGGAGGAGCCUCUCCUGCAGCCGCCGCCGCCUCCGCGAUCGCAAACCCGGAAGAAGCCUCUGGCAGCUGGACUGUGCUGGUUGGCCUGGCACUGCCAUGCAGUCCCUGGAGGUAGGUCUGGUUCCCACUCCAGCGAGGGAGCCGAGACUGACCCGCUGGCUGCGGAGAGGCAGUGGGAUCUUGGCGCACCUGGUAGCUUUGGGCUUCACCAUCUUUCUGACUGUGCUGUCCCGGCCAGGAACCAGUCUUUUCUCCUGGCACCCUGUGUUCAUGGCUUUGGCGGCCCGGAUCCGACUCCACUGGGUAGGGCAGACUGUGGCCAUCCUCUGUGCUGGCCUGGGCCUGGGCUUCAUCAUCUCCAGCAAGAUCCGCAGCGAGCUGUCCCAUCUGGUGUCCUGGCACAGCUGUCUAGGAGCUCUUACACUACUGGCUACUUGUGGACAGGCACUGUGCGGGCUCUGCCUCCUUUGUCCCAGGGCUGCCAGAGUCUCAAGGGUGGCUCGCCUCAAGCUCUACCAUCUGACAUGUGGACUGGUGGUCUACCUGAUGGCUACAGUGACAGUGCUAUUGGGCAUGUACUCAGUGUGGUUUCAGGCCCAGAUCAAAGGUGCAGCUUGGUACCUGUGCCUGGCACUACCGCUGUACCCAGCCCUGGUGAUCAUGCACCAGAUCUCCAGCUCCUACUUGCCAAGGAAGAAAGUGGAAAUGUGAGUGCCUCUGAACUCAAAAUCUAGUUGGGAUGCUUGCCUUGGACUUUAGUGGUUCCUUGAUGACCUUUGACUCACUUCAGAAGUAGAUGAGUUUUUGCACUUCAUGGCUGAGCCACAGGAUGCAAAAACCCAAGCUGCUAUUGUUGAGGGAUGAUGUGGCGGACCCAAAUGGGAACACGUACCAGGUGCAAGUGGAAGGUGAUGGACUUGCAUCCUGAAGCCCCUACUCUUGAUGGGAGCCGGAAGUAUUAGGUGGUGAUGGUGAUGGUGGUGAUUUCUUACCUAUGUGCCUCAUAAACAUUUGAGUUCCUAUAGGUUAUCAAUGACAGCCAUGGAUAUUGGGGUCCCUUUUGAGAAAGCAAUGGGAUGGAGAGCCCAUGAGUCUUAUGGUCCUCUUAGGCCCUGUUGUACAAUCAACCUUAGGUAAGUUCCAUAUCUUAGGAUCUCUGUUUCCUCAUCUGAAAGUGAAGUGAAUGUUUCUGAACAACCUCUAAGUUUCUUUCAUCUGUAAUAUUCAGUAUCUGGAAGAGCAAUGUCACCAAGUACCCUCCUGGCUAUAGACCAUGUGGACUACUUAGCAGACUCCAGAUGUAAUUCUGUCAAACAUUUUCCCUUUAUUCUCCUGAAGGAGUAGGUCUAUUCUUAUGCCCUUCAGAAAUCUGUGUGGAUUUGGCCUCUCAGGAUACAAGGUCAGGAACUGUCGAAAGGGGCCCAGGUAAGGGUCUCCUGGACUCUGAGAUAGUAAAGGCACUAAAGUCACUUUAAAGUUCUUUGGAGGAACAGAAAGGCAUUGGCCUUAACCAAACCCUUGGCUCUUGGCUGGGCUCCUUAGCUCAACUAAGAAUUUCCUUAAGCCUACCCCUGGGGGGUGGGCCUCAGAGCCUGGGUAUGUUCUUUCCAUAGCAUCCAUUCUCAGGGCAGAGUAGUUCUGGGCAUCUUAUGCUUUGCCCUUAGGAAUCAGAGUGUUGACUUAGCACAUUGCUUCCUGGAACUUUUCUGCAGCUUUUAGAACAAAAUAAAGGAAAGGGAAUAGGGCUGUUUGGAUCCAAGGAAAAUGAAGUCUCCCAGGUUGCCCUUCUCCUCUUAUCAUUUGAACUUUUCUUAGUUGUCCCCGGCCAGCAGGAUGAAUUUGGUACCAGCUGGGCUGUCUUCCCUGAAGAGACCCCUCCUUGAUCCAACUGAAAAGUUCCCCCAAACGGCUGUCAGUGGUGAGGGCUGUACUGUAGCUUAGACCAAGAGAUGGACCUUCCAUAGAUUGUAAUGAUUAAAGAUUGCUGAGCCAGGGAAGUUGCCCUUACAGCUUUCUAUGUGGGAGAUAGAGCCCACCAAAAAUUCUGGGAGAUGUGCAGUAUAGAGGCUGGAGCUCAGAAUCCAGAGACGGGAGAGGGGUUACUCCAGUCAGUACACCAUGGAUGCCCCAGGUGUUCUGAAGAUUUAAGGCCUCCUUUCCAGGUGGCUCAGAAGCAAGAAGACUGGUGUGACUCAGUAGCACACCAGAAGGCAUGUGUCCUCUCAGUGGCUCUAACCAUGGUUUUCCAGGGGGAGAUAGCAUCUCCCAGAAGCUCUCUAAAUAGUGCUCACUGAACGGAGGCCUCUGAGUCCAUUCCUGUCUCUUUCACUGCCUUCCCUCCUCUCUCAAGUGAUCCAGUGUGCUAUGAACUUGGAAGCCCUGAACUGGGCUGCAGGAAGACAUUCUCACUAGGGUCACUAGGAUCUAGGGACUCCAUCUCUUCUCUCCUCAUCAAGGCCAGUGCUGGGGGGCUCAUCUUGUCUCCACAGGGUGGGCCAGGUAAAGUUCAACAGCUUGCUCUCAGAGGAUCCAGGCAAUGCCAGAAAGCCUGAGCCUGCCUGAGGUGUUGCCUCCUCCCAGGUGGUGCGGGGGCUGGUGGGCGGGCAGGCAGGCGUGCUGACAGCCGGCAGUUUGCGUGGGCUGUGCCAUCUGAUGUCUAUUCCCAGCCCUGGGAGGAAGGGGAGUCAUUUAUAUUCUGCAGGAAGAAAGGACCCAGCUGUCGCAUCUCUGACCAGCGGGCCAGAAGGGCAGUGGUAUAGGGCAGAGAGGAGGGCACAGGUGGUAGUCUCCUGCUUAACUGGGUCUGACUGCAGUAUAGGGAACAGGUCACCUGGAGGAGCCCUUCUUCCUGGCAGUCCAGAUUGUGGGGGGACUUCCCUCCCCUCCUGUCUUUCCAGCUCUCCGUCACCACCUGCCCUCACAUCCUGGGGCAGCAGCUGGACAACCAUUAGACCUCGGUGCCAGGAUAGUCUUCCUCCAGCUGGGAUCUCUGAGGCUGCCGGCUGCGUAUGCCUCCUGGCUGUGUGCUCCCUCCUCCUCACACUGUCUUCCCCCUUCUUCCUCUUUGUAUUUCCUAGUGUCUGUACGAUCUGGGCUUCUCAGCAACAAGGCAGGGGCCUUAGGGGAGAAGCAAAUGGCUGUCCUUUGCCCUUGUUCCCUGACUAGGGGAAACUGCUAGUAGUCUGUUUUGCUUUAAAAAAAAAAAAAAAAAAAAAAAAAAACACCAAAAAAAA